UAUAAAUGUGCAGAAAGAAAAAAAAACAGCCCACCAGCCCUUCAUUUAGAUUAUCUCCCUUUUAUUACUUGUUAGAUAUUCUAAGUCUAAGAGAACUAAGACUAAAUUGACAACAUGACUUUUAUGUGUCAGAAAGACAGUUAUCUGAAAGAAUUCCUCACUAAAGUAAAAAGUUCCCGCCCUGCAUGUGAUGACUUUGUCGUUGAUGGUAAAAAGACUAAAGUUCAAGGCUAUGAAAUAAUUUUGGAAGACAGCAUUCUAUUUCCUGAAGGUGGAGGCCAGCCUGAUGACAGAGGAACAGUAAAUGAUAUACCAGUACUGAAAAUAUCCAGGGUAGGGGCUGAAGCCGUUCACUUCAUAUCUUCAGACAUUUCAGCUGGCACUGAGGUUUAUUUGAAGCUAGAUUGGAAUAGACGAUUUGAUCACAUGCAGCAGCAUACAGCCCAGCAUCUGAUCACAGCAAUUACAGAUAAGAAAUAUGGUUACCAGACAACCUCAUGGAGUUUAGGUACAGAUAUAGUGACCAUAGAGCUGGAAACUACUUCUCUAACAUUAGACCAAAUGCUGGACAUAGAAAAAUCUGCCAAUGAAAACAUUAGAGAAAAUAUUUCUGUCCGUCCAACUUUUUAUAGUGACAAAAAUGAUCCUGAGCUUAAAAAAUUUCGAGGCCUAGGCCUACCAGCAGAUCAUGUUGGCUCAGUCAGAGUGUUAUCUAUAGAAGGCAUUGAUGAUGCUUUAUGCUGUGGAACUCAUGUCUCUAAUCUAUCUCACAUACAGGCUAUCAAAUUGCUUUGUGCUGAAAAGGGCAAAAAGAAUAAAAUCAACUUAAGUUUUUUAGCUGGAGGGAGACUACUCAAGUAUGUUGGUGACAGUUUUACAAGGGAAAGAACACUGACUGGAAUACUCAAGGGUCCAUCAGACAAACACUGUGACCUUGCUGAGAAAGCUGUCAAAGGGUUAAAAAACAUGCAGAAGGCUUGCAAUUUACAGCUAAGAGAGUUGGCAACAAUGGAAGUGGCUUUAUAUAAGCAGUCACCAAAUAGAGAAAAUAUAUUUGUUAAGCAUAGAAAAGAUGGUGACAAUGAUUAUAUAAGUGUACUAAUAAGUGAAUUAGGAGAUAAUACCUUGCCCAAGUUGAUCACUGUGGGAGAUGACAAAGAUGGUGGGAUGUUUGUGUUGGCUGGUUCAGAGAUCUUGGUGAAGGAAAUGGGUAGCAGGCUCUGUGAUAUUUUUGAAGGGAAAGGUGCAGCAAAUAAAGAAACAUUUCGAGGAAAAGCAACAAAACUGGCCAAUAGAAUCAAAGCUGAAAAACUGCUUAGAGAGUACCUUGGUUUAAAUCAGGAGAAAGAAAGUUAAAAAUAAUCUCUAAACAUCUAGGUUUAAAAAGUUUUUUUUUAAAUGGUUUUAGACAAUACUGUAAAAGAGUAUUUUUAUGUGAAUUGGUAAAAAUCCUAAAAACACAAAUCUGUCAAAAAUUGCAUACUUCCGUUGUUUUUUAGCAUUGUUCUCUCCCCACUUGAACAGACAUUGAAAGGUACAAGAAUUGUAAAACUGACGUCUUAGUUAUCACAGUAUAUAGGUUGAGUGGGGGUCACAUUGUGUAAGGUUGAUUGGAGGUUGGAGAAUGACAUUGAUCAAUCUACAUUUUUUUAAAUUAUUAGAAUGUCUCAGAGCCCUCAGUUGACUAUGUACAUCACAUUUUGUUGGGGACUUACUUUCAAAUCUUGGAUUUGUUGUAGUUGUAGAUGACUUUUUUUUCUUACAUUGAAGUUCUACAAAUGAAAUUGAACAUAUCUAAGCUGUUCAAUUUAAACCAUAUUUCAGUGCUGCCAUUUUUACUAAGCUUGGGUUCAACUCACUCUGUCUGUCUGUCACAAUUUUUGUGCAUGUUAUUUCUCCCACACCCAUUCUCGGAUCAAGUUAAAACUUUCCACAACUAUUUAUUUUACCUAACAAAACAUGAAUCAAUAUAAAAAAAAUUAACCAAUGAGUUAAUUAUUUUGUUUGAUAUCAAAGGAGGAAAAUAACUCCUACAGUAAAUCUGCCAGAUACCAGGAUGUUAGGGAAAAUUUUUUAGAGCGCACAACUUAAAAACACUAUUCAACAAUGUUGACCCAGGGAAGAUACUGGGCUUUGUCUGGGAGGUGGGGUUGACUACAAAGAUCUGAUUUGUGAAAUUGUGACCCUAUAAUAUUUACAUAAGAUUUUUACUAAUUAUUACAUUUUUACUACCUUUACUAUUUUAACUGUGAAUAGACCUUGUUUUUAAUGAUUUAACUGUAUGGAAUUUAGCUCUUGUAAAGGAGAGUAAUCCUUGAGCACAACAUGGCCUAAAUUGUGCAGAUGUGCCAAAAUUUCAAACUCAAACCCUACAGUAAAUCUGGAGUUCUUCCCCUUUGAUAAGCUUUAACUGAUUCUUACCUUUAAAAAAAAAUUUAAUUCAAAAUGUUGAAAACAUUGCACGCUUUUGAUCUGACAGUUUGUAUUCUUUAUGUCUGUGAGGUCUACUAUGUAACAUAUUGUUAGCAUUAUGAAUAAGAUUUUAUGAUUGAAAGUUGUAACCAUUGCUAAGUCUGGGAGACCAUUCAGACCAGUUGGCAAGUAGUGAUUAGGUCACAUAAUCCUGAUUUACUUUUCAAUGCUAAUAAAAUAUUUUCAAUGUUGAGAAAAUAUAAUUAAAUAUAUUUAUUGUUGCAAAUGUAUAGAUUUGUAAGAUGAUGCCAUUGUUAAUAAAAUAAUAAUAAUUUGUGGAUAAUGUUA
Messenger RNA from Biomphalaria glabrata, 2760 nucleotides. RefSeq names its product alanyl-tRNA editing protein Aarsd1-B-like. The transcript is spliced from 13 exons. The record is from RefSeq and is a predicted model, not a curated record. Gene Ontology annotation, biological process: regulation of translational fidelity; alanyl-tRNA aminoacylation. Gene Ontology annotation, molecular function: alanine-tRNA ligase activity; nucleic acid binding; Ser-tRNA(Ala) deacylase activity. NCBI's taxonomy places the organism in Eukaryota, Metazoa, Mollusca, Gastropoda, Planorbidae. The coding region runs from base 115 to 1356 and encodes 413 amino acids.